AUGAGCAAUGCUAAAGCAAUUGAAACUCCUAUGAGUCCAUCAACCAAUCUUGGUAAAGAUGAGAAAGGAAAAUCAGUGGAUGAACCUAAGUAUCGUGGAAUUACUGGAUCUCUGUUUUACCUAACUGCUAGUCGACCAGAUAUCAUGUUCAGUGUGUGUAAAUGUGCCAGUUUCAGAUUUUCUGAUGCUGAUCUUGUAGGUGACAAAGAAGACUGGAAAAGCACUAGUGGAACAUGUCAAUUACUGGGAAAAGAAUUAACCCCAUGGAACAACAAGAAACAAGGAUUAGUGGCCUUGUCCACAACAGAAGCAGAAUACAUUCCCAUUGGACAAUGUUGUGCUCAAUUACUUUGGAUGUCUCACUAA
Nicotiana tabacum (common tobacco) is the source of this 366-nucleotide messenger RNA. Lineage: Eukaryota; Viridiplantae; Streptophyta; Magnoliopsida; Solanales; Solanaceae. The record is from RefSeq and is a predicted model, not a curated record.